CAGAGCGAGUGGGUGGGUGAUCGGUUGUGCGGGCGGCGGCUGCUCAGGUCUGGGGAAGAUGGCGGCUUCUCUCUCAGGUGCUGCAUUUAUCAGGAGUUUGCUGACCCACAUUCACAGCAGAUUGCUUGCAUCGUGCAGCCUUGUUCCUCAGUCACACAUACACAGCAGCCUCCCUUUACCUGCCAAGAGCUGGGAGAGGAAGAACCGAGUGGUUUACCCUCCGCAGCUGCCAGAUGAGCCUCGCAGACCCGUGGAAGUUUACCACUGCAGGAGACAAAUCAAAUACAGCAAGGACAAAAUGUGGUAUCUGGCAAAAAUGAUCAGAGGGAUGACCUUCGACCAAGCGGUUGCCCAGCUGCAGUUCAAUGACAAAAAGGGAGCGAAGGUUAUGUUGGAGGUUCUUCUGGAAGCCCAAGAAAUGGCUGUCAGGAACCACAAUCUGGAGUACAGAUCGAACCUGUACAUAGCUGAGUCAUUCUCAAGUAAGGGUCAGUACCUGAAGAGGAUUCGCUACCAUGGGCGAGGGAUGUUUGGCAUCAUGGACAAAGUCUACUGCCACUACUUUGUCAAGCUGGUGGAAGGAAGCCCCCCACUGAAGAAGGCAACAACUGGCUUUGACCAAGCCAAGGAGUAUGUGCAACAACUGCGGAACAGAACCAUCAUUCACUCCCUGUAAUGGGGCUCCGUUAGCUGUGGGCUGGCCCAGCGCAGCACUGUAGGCUGCCCUGUAACAGACCUGGAAAGCGACUGCAAAUAAAUGCCGGCGAUUUAGCAAAUUGAGUUUGCAUUAUUCCAGAAACCAAAUUGGCCUGCUGUCUCUGUGAGGCCCCAGCGACUGGUCAGGAUUGCACAGGGCAUAAGGAGUAGGAGCCUGUUCCACCGUUCACUAAGACCACGGCUGACCCUUGAUUCCCUGAGAAAACAGAGCUGUGGAUGUUGACGAUCUGAAACAAAAGCAGUUUUCAGGAGAAACUCUGCAAGUUUGGCAGCAUCAAUAAAUGGAGUUUUUGUUGAUACCUGGGGAGGGGUGAGAGAGGGAAGGAGUGAGCACGUAGGUGCUGAGGGAACCCAGAGAGAGAAAAUAAAAAAGUUGUGCAGACAAAGGGAUGGUUAAUAGUAAGCCAGGGAAGAAGAAAAGCCAGAUAGGUAAUAAUGAGGGGAUGGAAUUGGGUUGGCUGUGUUGAAAGCUACCCAUGUCAUGACUGGAUGUGGAGGUGCCAAUGUUGGACUCGGGUGGACAAAGUCAGACGACACCAGGUUAUGGUCCUACAGGUUUAUUUGAAAUCACUAGCAUUUGAAGCGCUGCUCCUUCGUCAGACUGAACAAAGGAGCAGCGCUUCGAAAGCUUGUGAUUUCAAAUGAACCUGUUGGACUAUAACCUGAUGUUAUCUGACUUCUGCCCAUGUCAUGACUGGUCCUGGGGUUUGGGGUUUGAAUUGGAGAGAGAUGUUUGUGUUAUUGAGCUCAAGAUUGAACUCCUGAAGACUGUAAUGUCCCCAAGUGGAAGAUGAGAUGUUGUUCUUCCAGCUUGCAUUGAACCUUGCUGGUAUGCUGUGGUCUCCUAAAUUCCCUGUUUAUUGUUGAUUAUUUCAUUUGACAGACUUGCAGUUUACUCUCUCCCAUAAUUGGAAAUCUAAUAUUGUUGUCGGUCACCUUUCUAUAAAACGUUUGUCAGGUAAACUAAUGUAACUGAUCUGAUGUAUUGUACGUCUGAGCCACCAGAAUCAUUAAGUUGAAGCUGCUGUGACAACUGGUGAAUGCAGAAGAGAAAGGUUAACUGCAAUUUCAAUCUUAACAGUAGGCCUUUCCAACUGCUCCCCUUCCCUAAUAAGAGUGUGCAAACACGCUAAUGGUCUAAGGUCAGGGGUUGUUCAUUUAAAGAUGAAGAACUUCUUAACUCAGUAGGUGGUAACUGCUGUGUCGUCGAAUGUGUUUAACGUUGAAGACUGAUAGGUUUUGUACGGGCUGGUGCUGUGUUGCAGUUCACGUGGAGAGUCCCAGUCGUUUAGAGCAACAUGCCCUUUUACCUACAUGUUGUAGCCUGAAGCUACAGAUAGUGUUGGUUGAGACUUCAAUAUUCUUCCCAUAAUAUAGAUGACCAGGAAUCUCUCCUGCUCUCACCACCUGCCAUUAGCAUGUGUUGGUCGUCACCCAGUUUGGCCCACUUAGAAAUGCCUCCUCCAUUGGACAUCAAGUCCCUGAGCAUAGAGCUUCUAGCUUAAAGAUGGUGACACUACAGGCUGCCACUAGCUGAGAUAUCAGGGAUCUAAAGGAUGGAGGGAUUGGAAACUGAAGUUGAAGUGGAGUUAUGUUCAGCUACAAGUAUACUGAAUGGUGGAACAAACACCAUGGUCCAGUGGACCACUCCAGUUCCUUGUCUGAUAGUUUAAACUGUGAACAGACCUGAGCACCAUGUUUUGGCUUUGGAGGGCGUACAGCAUAGGUUUACAAGACUGAUACCUGGACUUCAGGGGUUAAGUUAUGAGGAGAAAUUGUACAAAGUAGACCUGUUUUCUUGGGAAUUUCGAAGAUUAACGGGCAAUCUGGUCAAAGUUUUCAAGAUAUUAACCACAAAAGACAGGGUAGGUAAAGAUAAACUUUUUCCACUGGUUGGGGAUUUGAGAACUGCAUUAAUGACAGGUGGAAGGAAACAAGUGUACAGUAGGAAAAUUUGCAGUUGACACCAAAAUAAGUGGAAAGGCGGGUUGUGAGAGGGAUACAAACAGUUUACAGAGAGAUACUGGUGAGUAAAUUGUCAAAAAGCUGACAAAUAGAGCACAUUGUGGGAAAUGUGAAGUUGUUCAGUUUGGAAGGCAGAACAAAAAGAACAGUAUUAUUUAGAUGGACAAAAAUUGCAGAAAGUUGCGACACCACGGGACCUGGGGAGACUUGUGCACAAACACAGAUAGCUAGCUCACAGGGGCAGCAGGUGAUCAGGGAGGUUCAUGGAAUGUUGGCCCAUGUUUCAAGGGGUCUGGAAUAUGGGAGUAUGGAAGUCUUACUGUAACUUUACGAGGUUCUAGUGUGACCACAUCUGGAGUACAGAGAACAGUUUUAAUCCCCUUAUUUAAGGAACGAUAUCCUUUCAUAGGAAGCAGUUCAGGAAAGGUUCAUUAGGAUGGUGUCUGGUAUGAAAGGAUUUCUAAUGAGCAAAUACUAAGCAGGUUUGGGACUCUGCUCCCCUGAGUUUAGAAGAAUGGGUGGUGAUCUCAUUGAAACAUAUAGGAUUCUUUAGGGACUUCACAGGGCCAAUGCUAAGAGAUUGUUUCCCCUCAGGAGAGUCUGGGACCAGAGGGCAUAGCUUCAGAAUUAAAUGGUGCAAUGGCCCUGAGUUCUAGAUUCUCCCUCAUCAUCUACCCAGUCAGGUCCCCUCAGGAUCUUUCAUGUUUCAGUUCCGUCUCUUCUAAACUCUAGAGGAUACAGGUUUAGCUGGAGCCUUGCCUCAGAAGGCAAUCUAUGUAUUCUAGGUAUUAGUCUAGUAAACCUUCCCUGAUCUCCUUCUGACACAUUACCAUCCAUAAGUACAGUGACCAGUACUGUAGUCCAGAAGUGGUCUCACCAGUAUCCUGUGUAACUGAAGCAUAACCUCCCUACUGUUACGUCCAGUCCCUUGCAUAAUAAAAUAUAACAUUCUAUUAGCUUUCAUUGUUACUUUUUGUACCUACAUAUUAACCACAGAUGGUCCAUGCACUAACCUCCUCGAUCUCUCUGCAGCUCAGAGCUCUGUAGUCGCUCAUUAUUUCGAUCCUAUGUCAGAGGCUAAAGAGAGAAACAGAGGGAAGUUUCUCUUUGUCACAGUGACAGAGGAUACUGUCUGCAUCUUUGAUAGGAGCUGGAUCAUUGCUGAGGCCGGGACAGAGACCUGAUUCAAAGGAAAAGGACGCCAAUGCCUGAAGAGGAAAUGAUCAUGGUGAGUUCGCCUGCUUAUGCUCCUUCACCAGUUAUUGACUGGGUUGAAAAGGGGAGAGGGAGGGCAGUGAAUAGGACAGGACCAAGAGACAAAAAUUGUCUGAGACAAUUAAAGUAUCAAGACCAAGUAUCGCUUGGAGAGUUCUAAUAUCUGUCAGCUGAAACUAUUAAAAAAAGGCCACCAUUCUCACAUUCACAAUUCAGUUUAUUUAAUAAACAAUGGUCUGUUCACAACA
Stegostoma tigrinum is the source of this 4145-nucleotide messenger RNA. It is a transcript of the gene mrpl22, whose product is annotated as mitochondrial ribosomal protein L22. Gene Ontology annotation, biological process: ribosome assembly; translation. Bases 59 to 676 code for a protein of 205 amino acids. The record is from RefSeq and is a predicted model, not a curated record. Gene Ontology annotation, cellular component: mitochondrial large ribosomal subunit; ribosome. The transcript has 7 exons. Lineage: Eukaryota; Metazoa; Chordata; Chondrichthyes; Orectolobiformes; Stegostomatidae. Gene Ontology annotation, molecular function: structural constituent of ribosome.